This is a messenger RNA of Hypomesus transpacificus, 2171 nucleotides long. Its product is annotated as cytochrome P450 3A30. Gene Ontology annotation, molecular function: iron ion binding; steroid hydroxylase activity; heme binding. The record is from RefSeq and is a predicted model, not a curated record. NCBI's taxonomy places the organism in Eukaryota, Metazoa, Chordata, Actinopteri, Osmeriformes, Osmeridae. The transcript has 13 exons. The coding region runs from base 220 to 1779 and encodes 519 amino acids.
UGCGAGCGUUUUUUAUGCGCCUGUGAAUUAGCACUUAACCUCUGAAACACUUCUACGCCGUCACACACCCUCCCUCCCUCCUUCUACCGGAAUAAAAGAACCCUCUCCACCCCCACUGGAUUGUACUAGCUGGUUAAACGCAGAACAGGCAGAGGAAGAAGAGAAAGAAAAGAGGUUAAAACCGGAGUAGUGAUUCCUGACGUACCGGUCAACCGAGACAUGGGCUACCUGCUGUACCUGUCUACCGAGACGUGGACCCUUCUGGUCGCGUUCAUCACGCUCUUCAUAGUGUAUGCCUACUGGCCAUAUGGGGUGUUUAAGAAGUUGGGGAUCCCGGGUCCCAGACCCCUGCCGUUCAUAGGCACCAUGCUGGCGUAUAAGAAGUUGUUGUUGACAGCAGGGUUUCAGCACGUCAAUUCGCGUCAUGAGAUUGACUCCUGCCCAUGCAUUUACAGUGUGUGUGUGUUGGUGUGUGUGUGCAGCAUCUUUGACGGACGGCAGGCAGUGAUGUGCAUCAUGGACACAGAUAUGAUCAAGACCAUCCUGAUCAAGGAGUGCUACUCUCACUUCACUAAUAGACGGAACUUCCAUCUGAAUGGGGCCCUGUACGAUGCCGUCUCCAUCGCCGAGGACGGCCAGUGGAAGAGGAUACGCAGCGUGCUGUCGCCCUCCUUCACCAGCGGCAGGCUGAAAGAGAUGUUUGGGAUCAUGAAGCAGCACUCUGCUAACCUGGUCAUCAGCAUGAAGAGGAAGGUAGACAAAGACGAAGCUGUCGAGCUUAAAGAGUUCUUUGGGCCGUACAGCAUGGACGUAGUGACCAGCACAGCGUUCAGCGUAGACCUCGACUCCCUAAACAACCCCAGCGAUCCCUUUGUCACCAACAUCAAGAAGAUGCUGAAGUUCGACCUCUUCAACCCUCUGUUCCUCCUCGUAGCGUUCUUCCCCUUCACAGGCCCCCUGCUGGAGAAGAUGGAGUUCUCCUUCUUCCCCACCUCCGUCACCGACUUCUUCUACGCCUCACUGCAGAAGAUCAAGUCCAGCAGACAAGCGAGCACUGGAAGACAGGGCAGGGUGGAUUUCCUGCAGUUGAUGAUUGACUCUCAGAAAGGUGAUUCAAAGGAGGAGAAGCAACACAAAGGUCUGACUGAUCAUGAGAUCCUGUCUCAGGCGAUGAUCUUCAUCUUUGCGGGCUAUGAGACCACCAGCAGCUCUCUCACCUUCCUGGCCUACAACCUGGCCACCCAUCCUGAGGUGCAGGCACGCCUUCAGGGCGAAGUGGACGCAAUCUUCCCCAACCAGGUAGAGGUGCAGUAUGAGGCCCUGAUGCAGAUGGAGUAUCUGGACUCUGUGAUCAGUGAGUCUCUCAGACUGUAUCCCAUCGCCCCGCGCCUGGAGAGGGUCGCCAAGACAACCGUGGAGAUCAACGGUGUCACCAUCCCCAAGGACAUGGUUGUCAUGGUUCCCACCUGGUGUCUUCACCGCGACCCCGAGCUGUGGCCUGAACCGCUCCAGUUCAGACCAGAGAGGUUCAGUAAGGAGAACAAGGAAAGCAUCGACACUUACACCUACAUGCCCUUCGGGGCGGGGCCCAGGAACUGUAUAGGGAAUAGGUUUGCUCUGGUCAUGAUGAAGCUGGCCCUGGUGGAGAUUCUACAAAAAUACAGCUUCACCGUCGGCAAGGAGACAGAGGUCCCCUUUGAGAUGGACAUUCAGGGCCUGCUUAUGCCCAAACGACCAAUCAAACUGCGGCUGGAGCCUAGGCCCGCCCCCUGCCUGUGAAGAACACACACAUACUCACACACACACAUACUCUCACACAAACACACACACUUAUACUCACUCAUACACUCACACCCUGUGUAACCUGGCUACUAUGCUGAGCCUGUUACAUGUCAAUUAUAUAACAUUUUGAUGUUUUAACAGAAACAGAAACAUGAUGAACUGAUAAAUGUUUUACAUUUUUAAGAGAAUUAAUUAUGAUGUUUAAAUGUAGCCCACUGCUGGUGCCUGGCUUAGACUUUGUGAAUCUGGAAUUCCUUUUAUUACUAUUUCCUCUUUCCUCUCUCCUCACAGUUACGUAAAUGUAAUCAAUUACAACAAUCGCAUUAAAACAUACUAUGUCUGAAUCUUCUGUUUAUUAAAUACAAAAUAAAUCAAUAGAAUAUAAAACA